UUUUUCUGAUUUGAAGUCAUAUAUUCUUGGGCUAAAUCCACUUCAUAAUUUCAGGUGCUGGACUCAAUUUGCUCAUUCCUUUCUCAUACACAGCCGCCUCCCUGACCUGCCGUGUCCCACACGAGUCCCAGCGAGGAGCACCCAAUGGCCAAGGAGCCUCUGAAAAAUGCUGUCUCCACCAGCAACUGAGGAAACACAGAACAAAAGCCGCCACCCUUUGGCCGCGCGAGCGAGCGUGAGCGGAGACGGUGAGGGGAGAGCGAGGUCUGCCUGACUCCUGGGGAGCGGUGGCCUCGCCCUGCGAGGUGCCCGCGCCCCCACCCAGUCCUGCUCUGGCAGAAAUGCGCGUGCCCGGGGGACGCUGAGCCGGAGCAGCAGCAGCGUGAACGCACGGGCGUGCGGCCGCCACACGGCUGUACCGCGGGCAGAUGCAGCCACUGUUGCCGUGAGGGUUCAAAGGAGGCGGAUCUAGACUCCUCGGGGAGAUGCUUAGACGGUUACACCAGACACACACCAGGAGCGGCCAGCCUGCAGCUGGCACGGCGGCAAUGGGGGUGUUCUCCGCGGAACCCGUGGCUGGACGCCUGCGUGCGCGUUCCUCUGCGUCCUCCCGGGAUUCGAGAGGUUUAAAAAUAUAUAACCCGGCUGCCAAAAUCCUGUUAGGGCUUCCCUAACACACAGAGUCCUGUCCCUCCUCCCAAAGUGAAAGGACAGUAAUGUCACCCCCCCACACACAGCGAGGGGCUCCCGGCUCCAGCCUCAGCCCCACUCGGGGACUUUUCCUGGGAAAAGGCCGCCCGGCUGGCCCCGGGGCCCCUGCUGAGUCUGCACUUUCCCCUGUGUAAACUCACCUGUGGAUCUUUCUGGGUGUGGACUUUCUCCCUGCGGAUCUAUAAUUUCUCAGAAGAGAAGCCGAGAAACGACCUGGGAAACGAUCGAUUCCCAACAAAGGGAAGAAGCCUGUCCCCAGCACCGGCGUGGGGCCCUGCCCACAGGACAGGCACCCUGGAGAGACGGGUGUGGGUCACCGCCCCACCCACCUGGUCUGCGCCCACACGCGCCUCUUCCAGCUCCUCCCGUGCACACACGACCCCACUCCCCAGGCAGAGCGGGGGUGGGGAGGAGCCGACAGCCAGAGAGGGGUCCUCCGGGGACAUGCAGGGGACAGGCAGGCAGGACAAUGGCCAGGUCCCACCUGCUCAGGCCCAGAAGGAGGCAGUGACCAGCCGGAGACAGGGCUUGAGCAGGACAAGGAGGGCCAGCGCGCAGGCGGGGAGGGCUGACCUCUCCUGCAGGAGCAGCCUUCUUCCCUGCCCCGAAGACGGCGCUGGGAAAGCAAACACGGGCGCCUGCCUCGUUCCUGCCAGGUGUUCCUAGAAGAGGCUUGGGGGUGGGGCAGUGGCCAGACACCAGCUGACCUGAGGUCACAGGAGGCUGAGGCGGGCCCGGGCCCUGGACAGCCGAAGGGUGGACCCCUCGGGGAGAGUGGUGGGCAGCACGCAGGAGGCACACAGGGACAGGUGGUGGCGCCCGCAGAGCCCAGGGUAACGGCUCAGGCCAGGGGCGCCCAAGACCUCAGAGCCACCUGAGGGGUCCCUGCCCACGGGUGGGAACAGGCGAAGCCCUGGGCUCCCGAGACCUGCCUCGAGCGCCAGCCCACUCCCAGGGGGCCUCCCACCCGCCCCUGGCUGCCCAGCCCACCCCAGCCAGCUCUGCAGGGAAACGGGGACUGGCCGCCUUGGGCGGCUUCAGAUGGACUCUCGCCCGCACCGUCUGCACUGGUGCUGCCACCCGGCACGAGGGGGUUAACGGGGCUGGGGCCAGCUGGGCCGGGCCUGCGGCUGACAGGCACUGGCUGCCCCGUGGCCGGCACAGCAGACGCCCUCGCUCCCUGCAGCCUGCAGCCCGGUCUGCACGCAGAAUGGCCCUGAGGAAAGGAGGCCUGGCCCUGGCGCUGCUGCUGGCGUGCGGGGCGGCGCUGGGCCACCAGUGCCCGGCCGUCUGCACCUGCAGCCACGACGACUACUCGGACGAGCUCAGCGUCUUCUGCAGCUCGAGGAACCUCACACAGCUGCCCGGCGGCAUCCCCACCAGCGCCAGGGCGCUGUGGCUCGACGGCAACAACCUCUCCUCCAUCCCCGCGGCGGCCUUCCAGAAUCUCUCCAGCCUGGACUUCCUUAACCUGCAGGGCAGCCAGCUGGGCAGCCUGGAGCCGCAGGCGCUGCUGGGGCUGCGCAGCCUCUACCACCUGCACCUGGAGCGCAACCGGCUGCGCAGCCUCGCGGCCCGCACGUUCGCGCACACGCCCGGCCUGGCCUCGCUCAGCCUCAGCAACAACCUCCUGGGCAGGCUGGAGGAGGGCCUCUUCACAGGGCUCGCCAGCCUCUGGGACCUCAACCUCGGCUGGAACAGCCUGGCCGUGCUUCCUGACACGGCGUUCCAGGGCCUGGGCAACCUCCGCGAGCUGGUGCUGGCCGGCAACAGGCUGGCCUACCUGCAGCCGGCGCUCUUCUGCGGCCUGGGCGAGCUGCGCGAGCUCGACCUGAGCAGGAACGCGCUGCGGAGCAUCAAGGCCAACGUCUUCACGCGGCUGCCCCGGCUGCAGAAGCUCUACCUGGCCCGCAACCUCAUCUCCGCUGUGGCCCCGGGCGCCUUCCUGGGCAUGAAGGCGCUGCGCUGGCUGGACCUGUCCCACAACCGCGUGGCCGGGCUGCUGGAGGACACGUUCCCAGGCCUGCUGGGCCUGCACGUGCUGCGCCUGUCCCACAACGCGCUCGCCGGCCUGCGGCCCCGCACCUUCAAGGACCUGCACUUCCUGGAGGAGCUGCAGCUGGGCCACAACCGCCUGCGGCAGCUGCCCGAGCGGGCGUUCGAGGGCCUGGGGCAGCUGGAGGUGCUCACGCUCAACGACAACCAGAUCCAGGACGUCAAGGCGGGCGCCUUCCUCGGCCUCCUCAACGUGGCGGUCAUGAACCUCUCUGGCAACUGUCUCCGGAACCUCCCGGAGCAGGUGUUCCAGGGCCUGGGCAAGCUGCACAGCCUGCACCUGGAGAGCAGCUGCCUGGGCCGCAUCCGCCAGCACACCUUCGCCGGCCUCUCGGGGCUGCGCAGGCUGUUCCUCAGGGGCAACGGCAUCUCUGACAUCGAGGAGCAGAGCCUGUGGGGCCUGGCCGAGCUCCUGGAGCUGGACCUCACCUCCAACCAGCUCACGCAGCUGCCCCGCCGGCUCUUCCAGGGCCUCGGCAAGCUGGAGUUCCUGCUCCUCUCCCGCAACCGGCUGUCGGAGCUGUCCGCGGAGGCGCUGGGCCCCCUGCAGCGGGCCUUCUGGCUGGACGUCUCGCACAACCGCCUGGACGCGGUGCCCGAGGGCCUCUUCUCGCCGCUGGGGCGGCUGCGCUACCUCAGCCUCGGGAACAACUCGCUGCAGUCCUUCGUGCCACAGCCUGCGGGCCUGGAGCGCCUGUGGCUCGAGGGCAACCCCUGGGACUGCGGCUGCCCCCUCAAGGCGCUGCGGGACUUUGCCCUGCAGAACCCCAGCGCCGUGCCCCGCUUCGUCCGGGCGGCCCCCGAGGGGGACGACUGCCAGCCCCCCGUGUACACCUACAACAACAUCACCUGUGCCAGCCCCCCCGGCCUCGCCGGCCUCGACCUGCGGGACGUCAGUGAGGCCCACUUUGCUCACUGCUGACCCCAGGGGCUCCCGGCUGUGGUCCCCUGCCUGGUCCGCCCCGGCCACACACUGCCCUGGGGUCAGGACAGGUCCUCACUGUCCUCAGAACGAGGAACUGUGAAGGACGGUCCCGGGCUGUGCCAGCCUGACAGGGUAGGGAUGGGCAGGCAUGGCAGCCCCCCGUCACCAAUUAAAGGAAGACAACACAAUGAA
Messenger RNA from Microcebus murinus (gray mouse lemur), 3883 nucleotides. RefSeq names its product insulin like growth factor binding protein acid labile subunit (gene IGFALS). NCBI's taxonomy places the organism in Eukaryota, Metazoa, Chordata, Mammalia, Primates, Cheirogaleidae. The record is from RefSeq and is a predicted model, not a curated record. Gene Ontology annotation, molecular function: protein binding.